Messenger RNA from Ciona intestinalis (vase tunicate), 4706 nucleotides. RefSeq names its product DNA-directed RNA polymerase III subunit RPC1-like. Gene Ontology annotation, biological process: DNA-templated transcription. Gene Ontology annotation, molecular function: DNA-directed RNA polymerase activity; DNA binding. The record is from RefSeq and is a predicted model, not a curated record. NCBI's taxonomy places the organism in Eukaryota, Metazoa, Chordata, Ascidiacea, Phlebobranchia, Cionidae.
AUAUCGGAUAUAAAUACCAGUCUAAUAAUUGUUACAAUGGUAAAAGAGCAAUACCGUGCAACAGAUGUUGCCAAGAAAAUAAGCCAAGUAUGCUUUGGGGUUCAAACACCCCAGGAAAUGAGACAAUAUGCUCACUUGCAGGUAGUACCCAAGAUUCUUUAUAGCCAAGACUUGAGUCACCAAGCUGUUGAGCAUGGAGUGUUGGACAGACGGAUGGGCACGAGUCAAAAGGAUAAAAACUGUGACAGUUGUGGUAAAAACCUCGCAGAAUGUGUGGGACAUUAUGGGUAUGUUGAUCUCGAAUUGCCGUGCUUUCAUGCUGGCUAUUUCAGGGCAGUUAUUAACAUUCUACAAAUGAUCUGCAAAUCUUGCAGUCGUGUCAUGUUGAUGGAAGCGGAUAAACAUGCGUAUAAAGACACACUGAAACGGCCUGGGCUUACUUACUUACAGUUGCGGUCUUUGAGGAAAAAGAUUCACACGCAAGCAAGAAAAUGCAGUUCGUGUUUUUACUGUGGUGCUAUGAAUGGCACAGUAAAAAAAUGCGGCUUACUUAAAAUAGUCCAUGAAAAAUACAAAAGCAUGACCAAGAAAAUUAUUCGUCCUGAAAUUGAGGAGUUUUAUCAGUCAUUUAAUUUGGCUGUGAAACACAAUAAGGAGCUAGAAAGUUAUGUUCAUCGUGCACAUGAAGAUUUGAACCCUUUGGUUGUGCUGGAGUUGUUGAGAAAUAUCCCUGACAAAGAUGUUCCUUUGCUUGUAAUGAAGGCGCAAGCAAGCAGGCCCGAGGAUUUGAUAAUAACUCGUAUUAUUGUGCCCCCGUUGUGUAUUAGACCUUCAGUUAUUACUGAUUUAAAGUCAGCUACAAACGAGGACGAUCUGACCAUGAAACUGACCGAGAUAAUUUUCUUAAAUGAUGUAAUACAGAAGCACAGAGCAACAGGUGCUAAGUCACAUAUGAUAAUGGAGGAUUGGGACUUCCUGCAGCUGCAGUGCGCUCUCUAUAUAAACAGUGAGUUAUCUGGCAUUCCGUUUAACAUGAAGCCUCAAAAACCUACAAGGGGUUUUGUGCAGAGACUCAAAGGUAAACAGGGAAGAUUUCGUGGCAAUCUUUCGGGUAAGCGAGUAGAUUUUUCGGGCCGUACAGUAAUUUCUCCAGAUCCCAACUUGCGUAUUGAUCAGGUUGGAGUACCAGUUCAUGUCGCCAAGGUUCUCACAUAUCCUGAGCGUGUGACAAAAAGCAAUAUUGAAUUAAUGAGAAAGUUGGUUAUCAAUGGCUCCGAUAAUCACCCUGGUGCAAACUUUAUACAACAAAGACAUAACAACAUGAAACGUUUUCUAAAGUAUGGUAACCGUGAAAAAACAGCUAAUGAGUUACGCUAUGGUGAUAUUGUCGAAAGGCAUCUUAUGGAUGGAGAUGUAUGUCUGUUCAACCGACAACCUUCACUGCAUAAGCUGAGCAUCAUGGCUCACUUUGCUAAAGUAGCUGACCAUAGAACAUUCCGGUUUAAUGAGUGCGUGUGCAAUCCAUACAAUGCUGAUUUCGAUGGUGAUGAAAUGAACUUACACUUGCCACAAACUGAAGAAGCUAAGGCUGAAGCUCUGUUUUUGAUGGGCACCAAAAAUAACAUGGUAACACCUCGCAAUGGUGAGCCUCUUAUAGCUGCCAUUCAGGACUUUAUCACAGCAGCCUACCUACUCACUCAGAAAGAAGUGUUCUUUACCAGGGCCCAGGCAGCGCGAAUUAUUAGCUACAUUAUUGCAUAUGAGGAUCGUCAAACCAAGAUAGACCUUCCCCCUCCAUGCAUUAUUAAACCCGCUACUUUAUGGACAGGAAAGCAAAUCUUUAGUCUGAUUCUUAAACCUAAUAAAGAAUGCCCUGUUAGAGCGUGUCUUCGGGCCAAAGGCAAGCAAUACUGUGGGAAAGGAGAGGACCUAUGCUACAACGAUUCUUUUGUCGUAAUUUACAACUCGCAACUUCUGGCUGGUGCAAUGGAUAAGUCCACAUUGGGCUCUGGUUCUAAGAACAACAUAUUCUACAUUUUGCUGAGAGAUUAUGGACAAAAAGUAGCUGCUGAUGCAAUGUGGCGACUUGCACGAAUCUGCCCGGUUUUCCUGAGCAACCGUGGGUUCUCUAUUGGAAUUGGAGAUGUAACUCCAGGUGAAGGUCUUCUGCAGGCAAAGCAUGAAUUACUCACUGAAGGAUACAGAAAGUGUGAUGAAUACAUUAUGGCCUUAGCUCGUGGUAAAUUGCCUGCACAGCCUGGCUGCACGCCAGAACAAACUCUAGAAGCUGUCAUCUUGAAGGAACUGUCAGUUAUUCGUGAUUACGCAGGUAAAGCUUGCUUGCGUGAAUUAGAUAAGAGCAACACUCCACUUAUAAUGGCAGUGUGCGGAUCCAAAGGUUCUUUUAUCAAUAUUUCUCAGAUGAUCGCUUGUGUGGGACAGCAAGCUAUUGGAGGCAACAGGGUACCGAAUGGUUUUGAAGACCGGCCAUUACCCCAUUUUGAAAAGCAUUCUAAAGAUCCUGCAGCUAGAGGCUUUGUUGCUAACAGCUUUUAUUCAGGUUUGACGGCAACUGAGUUUUUCUUCCACACUAUGGGUGGUAGAGAGGGCUUGGUGGACACAGCAGUUAAAACAGCAGAGACUGGAUAUAUGCAGCGUCGGUUAGUUAAAUCUCUAGAAGAUCUGUGUGGCCAUUAUGAUCUUACAGUCCGGUCGUCUACUAAAGAUGUGGUACAGUUUGUGUACGGGGAAGAUGGCUUAGAUCCAACUGACAUGGAAGGAAAAAAUCGGCCCGUUGAUUUUACACGAGUGCUGCAAGUUGUCCAGGCAAAUUUUCCCUGCCAGCACCAGCCCCCUUUGUGUGAGAAGUCAGUCAAAAAACAAGCUGAAGAAUUAAUUCAAAAGAAGCAAGACCUCUCUGAAGACUUUCGUCAAGAUUUGUUAAAAUUCUUAAACACGUAUGCUGAGGAUUUGACCAAAACUCGAACCCGGUAUGGGAUAAAUGAUAACGGAAAAACAGAGCCUGCUGUUCUGUAUGAAUUGCUGAGGAUAACUUCAAAACAAUUGAAGGAGUUUAUUGAUAUGGCUUGCUCGAAAUACAUGAAAGCACGCCUGGAACCAGGCACUGCUGUUGGGGCACUGUGUGCGCAGAGUAUUGGAGAGCCAGGAACCCAGAUGACACUGAAAACUUUUCACUUUGCCGGUGUUGCAUCCAUGAACAUCACGCUUGGUGUUCCCAGGAUCAAAGAGAUUAUCAAUGCUUCAAAAAACAUCAGUACUCCCAUUAUCACUGCUCAGUUGACGAAUGAUAAAGAUGCUGACAUAGCUCGUGUUGCUAAAGGUCGAAUAGAAAAGACCACACUGGGUGAAAUUUGUUCUUUAAUGGAAGAAGUAUAUCAGCCUGACGAUUGCUACAUUCUCAUCAAAAUCGACCUGCAAAGAUGCCGACUUCUCAAGAUUGAAGUUAAUGCAGACACUGUACGUUAUAAUCUUUGUACGUCUAGACUUCCCAUAAAGCCAGCUCAGGUUGUCAUCCAGUGCAAGGACAUCAUUACCAUGCAUCCAGCAGCAAACACAAAGCAGUCGCUAUAUAAUGUCAUUCAAUCGUUAAAGGAGGCAGUGCCUAAGGUGGUGGUGCAAGGUUUGCAAGCAGUUUCUCGUGCAGUCAUUCAUAUUGAUGAAUCAGAUGGAGGGUCGGAGAAAUACAAACUUCUAGUUGAAGGCAAUGACUUGAGAGGUGUGAUGGCCAUUCCUGGUGUUGUCGGUGAAAAAACUACUUCUAAUAACACCAUGGAAGUUGAAAGGUGUCUAGGAAUUGAAGCUGCGAGACAGACCAUUAUCAAUGAAGUCGAAUACACAAUGGUGAGCCAUGGAAUGAGCAUUGACCGGCGACACCUCAUGCUGCUUGCCGAUCUGAUGACCUACAAAGGGGAGGUGCUCGGUAUAACGCGCUACGGGCUUGCCCGGAUGAAAGAGAGUGUUCUGAUGCUUGCGUCGUUUGAGAAGACAUCGGACCACCUCUUUGAUGCUGCAUAUUAUGGACAAACAGAUGUGAUAACUGGUGUGUCAGAAUGCAUUAUCAUGGGUAUACCCAUGAACAUUGGAACUGGUAUUUUUAAGCUGCUUCACAAACCAGUAAAGAAAGUUCAAAGCCUGAAACGAAAUUUGAUUUUUGAUCAACCAGAACUUCACUUGAACACUGUACCAAAGUAAACUUCAACUGCCAAUGUGUAAACACAAAUUAUUUCGUUUAAUUUUUUAUAGGCUCAAUCUCAAUCAUGAUAUUAAGUUAAAAUGCUGUUUUUUUCUAAAAAAAAAAGUUUAUUAUGGUGCUGUGGUGGUGGUGGUUAUACAACAACAGACUAUAUGACUGUGUUUGUGAAUUAGAUUUUUUUCAACAAUUCGAGUAUUGUACUCUGUUACCAGGAUACUGGAUACUGUUUGCCACUUCCCCUGUGUUUUGUAAGUCACGACUUCCUAUUAACAACUGUCUCAAGCUAUUUAUUUUGGCUGGUACAAAUUUCCAGUAAUUAAGCAGGAUGCACGUCUUUCGCAAAUCUCGUUUGUCUGUCCGAGUGUCAGUAUAUAUUCGACAUUUAAUCUGUUUAAUCCUUAAUUAAUGCUAAAUAGCAGAUGUUGUGCCAAUUUAAAAUUCUAAACCAUUGAAAAUUCAGUCUGCUGUCAACUAUGUUCAUUUUUGUUUUUCA